AUGAAAACCAGUCUCAUUCUCCCCGUCCUCGCUCUCUUCUCCGCCGGCUUCGCCGUCGCCCUUCCGGCCGCCGAGGCUCAGGAUAACACUGAUCCGCAAUCCGAUCCUGGAGAGGUUGGCACUGCAGCCAUCAUCAGGGGUUGUGGUGCACGACAUACCUGCAAUAUUGAUACUGUUCGCCUUACUGCCGUUUGCAGCUAA
Molecule: messenger RNA, 201 nt
Organism: Aspergillus affinis
Lineage: Eukaryota; Fungi; Ascomycota; Eurotiomycetes; Eurotiales; Aspergillaceae
Exons: 2
Coding region: 1-201 (66 amino acids)
Source: RefSeq, a predicted model, not a curated record